UAAGCCCUUUAUCAGAUGUGUGUUUUGAAAAUAUUUUCAUGGGAAGGCUUUCCCUGCCUUCUACCCAAUGACUUCGGGGCCUGGCCAGGCGUGGAAGCCCUCCGCCCCCCUCCCCUCCCCGCAGGGGGACCAGGCCUUUCUCUGGGCCCAUGUGCCCUUCCGCCCCAGAGCACUCAGCGGGGCUGGGCCUCCCCGGGACCCCUUCCGCCUCCUCGGGGCGCUGUGCCGCCAGGACACAGGGUGGCCUCAGAUAGCGCAUCUGGGUGCUCUGUGUGCGCAGGCAGGUCAGCGGGGGGGGGUCUUGCCACCGUAGCCCCCACCGGCCCCGGCGCCUCCUUGGCGAUGCGCACGCCCACACGCUUACGCAACCCUUGAUAAGGUGAUUGUGAUACCAUAAUCCGCCCGGUCAGGCAGCAGGGCUCCCCCUCCGGACGGGCGGCUGGAGGCCCACUUGGUGGCUGGGUGGGGGCGGUGGGGUCUAGAGCGAGGGGCACCCCGGCCUCUGACGUCCCCUCUGUCGCAGCUGGCCCGGGGCAGGCUCUGCUCUAGAUGGAGCCCUGAGGCCUGGCCGGCGGGGAGGAGGGACUGAGGGCUGGGGGCCCAGGCCUGAGUGGUGGCCCGCUGGCUGCAGCACCCCCAAGGGCCCUGGGCCCCCAGCCCCAGCCAGGCUGGAGGUGGAUGGAGGCCAGGAUGAGGUCCCGCUUCAUCCUCCGUGACUGCCUGGCAGGCCUGGGGCACAGAUGCUCCGUCGGGGUCGGGAGAGGGGCGAGCUGGCCUCUCUGGAGCCGUCCCGGAAAUGACCCCUGGGGCCACUGGGGGCUCUUGAGUGACUGUGCCAGACAAUGGACAAAGGGGACUGGGGUGUCCAGAGCCAAGUGCCUUCUGAGGUCAGCUGGGGGUGGGGGGGCCGGGGUAUAAAGCCGGGCGUCCGGGGCUGCGACUCGGGCGCCAGGAGCCGGAAGGCAGGCAUGGGAAUGAAGCGGGUCAUCCUGGGCCACGUCCUGGUGCUGCUCUGGGUGCCCGCGGCUUGGGCUGAGGUCCUCGUGCAGCCACAUUUUGAUGCCAAAAAGUUCUCAGGCCUCUGGUACGUGGCCUCCAUGGUCUCCGACUGCAAGGUCUUCCUGGGCAAGAAGGACCAUCUGCUGAUGUCCACCAGGCUCAUCAAGGCCGAGGCGGGCGGCAACCUCAGCGUCCACAUGGAGGUCCCUCGGGCUGACGGCUGCAACCAGGCGGACGCCGAGUACCUGAGGGUGGGCUCCGAGGGGCACUUCCGAGUCCCAGCCCUGGGCUACCUGGACCUGCGCAUCGUGGACGCAGACUACAGCUCCUUCGCCGUGGUCUAUGUCUACAAGGAGCUGCGGGGGGCGCUCAGCACCAUGGUGCAGCUCCUCUGCCGGACCCAGGAGCCAAGUCCCCAGGCUGUGAAGGCCUUCCGGGACUUCUACCCCACCGUGGGGCUCUCCGACGACAUGGCGGUCAUGCUGCCCAAGUCAGAAGAGUGAUCCUCUGGGGACAAAGAGGCUCCCUGACUCCUCGGGAGACCAGGCGAGGCCCUUCCCAGGUGCCAGGGGACGGGGCAGGCCCUCUGCCUGCCUGUCACCCCGCCUCCUACUGUGCACGUGUGGACCCCACUCCCUGCACCCCUGCCACUGUCUGCUCCCCAAGAACAUGAGUGACCUCAGGCUGGGUGCCCUCGAGCUGAGCUGCUGGUUACAUCUCUCAGAUGGAAGGGGACCACAUUGCGUUUCUGCCUACAUUCUCCCAUGGCUCCCUAUUGCCCCCAAGUCAAACCCCACAGGCACUGUGUCCAAGGCCCUCCAGUCAAGGCUGGAGCGUGGCGGGUCCCCAGGCCGCAGCACGGAGCCGGCUCCAGCUGGGAGCUCUGUGGCAGCAGCGGGUGAGUUGGCGCAGCUGACCUCGUCAUCCCGAGGUGUCCAGACCCACUAUCCCCCUGACCCCCAGCCUCCCCAGGUCCCC
Messenger RNA from Hyaena hyaena (striped hyena), 1977 nucleotides. It is a transcript of the gene LCN15, whose product is annotated as lipocalin 15. The record is from RefSeq and is a predicted model, not a curated record. Bases 843 to 1502 code for a protein of 219 amino acids. The transcript has 7 exons. Lineage: Eukaryota; Metazoa; Chordata; Mammalia; Carnivora; Hyaenidae. Gene Ontology annotation, molecular function: small molecule binding.